Messenger RNA from Entrophospora sp. SA101, 3369 nucleotides. NCBI's taxonomy places the organism in Eukaryota, Fungi, Glomeromycota, Glomeromycetes, Entrophosporales, Entrophosporaceae. The record is from the annotation of a GenBank genome assembly.
AUGGAUAAUAAUAAUCAGGCGAUCAAUAAUUCUUUCACUUCAAGACCUCAACAAUGGAAAAAACUUCAAGAGAUCGUUUGUACUGUAAAUUCAGAUGCUCGUGAAAAAUUGUUAACUUUUAUGCAUAAAGUUUCUUCGGAUGGCGGUGAAGUUGAUCAUAGAAAAACUUUUAUAAAAAAUUAUCUGAUGCCACAACGUCAGGUUUAUUUGAAACUUUUCUCAUUAGUUAAAUGGUCUGAAAAUACUGAAAUAUUGCGUGAUUGUGAGUUGUAUUACAGAAAUUUACAAAACCAAAAAGAGACAAUAAAUAAUUUAGUGAGAAGUUUUCAACAUCUUGCAGACUUUGUGCCACAAUCAAGUUUACGUGCACCAGAUAUUUGGACUGCAAUUGAUGUUCUUACAACUGGAACUUAUCAACAAUUUCCCACAAUAAUUAAGGAACUUCAUGCCCCCGAAUAUUUAUCAGACAAAGCUGUUAAAGAAGUAUUAGAAAAUUUAAAUAGUGUAAUCAAUUUGCGUAUAUUAACUGAAGAAAUAAUUCCUGAGCCAAUGAGGAAAUAUAAAGUUGCUGAUGGAAGAAUCAAGUUUCAUGUUGAUAAAGAAUUUGAGGUUGUGUUGACACCUAAUGAUCCUUUGCCUGAUUCUCUAUGGUUUAUUGUGGAUUUAAAACUAUUUAUUCAAUCUGAAGCUGAUACACUUUAUCAUGAUAUAGAGUUAUCAAGUCAUGAAAAUCAAAUUGCUUUUCUUAUAGAUUAUGCCCAAAAAGGAUGUUUGAAUCCACCCCACACCUUACUUCCAGAAAAAUCACCAUCCUCUUUACAAGUAAUGAGCAAUGGAUCACAAAAUGAAUCUUCACAAAAACCAGCCAAACAUCUUCCACUAGUAAAAUUAUAUGAUUGUUUACAUACUUUUUGCUUAGACUUACAAUUGGAUGUUUUAGCACAACAGACCCAUCGAUUAUUUUUUACUAGAUGGUCAAAGAACAUAACUUAUACAGUAAAUGAAGAAAGGACUUCUUUGAAGAUUUCUUAUUGGAGUGCAAUGACAAAUAUGUUAUCAGCCCAACCUAAUCGACACAGUAAUAAUGCAUCUGUUCAAAGGCCUCAAACACAAAACAUCAUUGAAAUAUACAUUACUGAAGACAUACCAAAACAUUCAUUGAUACAUUCUUCAAGAAAAAAUUUGGCAAAAUAUCAUUGGAUGACCAAUACAUCCAACCUAAAGCCUGGGAUUUUAAAUUACAAUAACAGACUCAAUUAUCCAAUAAAAUAUUUACAAGCUCGUUGGACAGGUUUAACAACCAUUGGUGAUGGUGACGGUGAUGGUGCAGUUGGUGAAAAAUGGGAACUUUUAGAUUGGGAAUUUAAUCCCGCAGAUUUGAAUGUUGAGCAUUUGUUACUUUCGGUCACACAAAAACAUGCUGAAUUUAUUAUUUGUAAUUUCAUGGAGGAAACACUUGGAAAAGAUCUUUUUUCUCAUGGGGAUGUGGAAAUUGUGAAAAUUGAGAAAGCAUUCUAUGAAGAACUCAAUUCUGAAGAUGCAUCAAUUUCAGAUACUAAAGCAAAAAAAUAUUUAAAGGUUCCUUCACUUCGUGUACGAUUAUCUGAAAAUAGAUAUGUUUUUAUUAGUGUGGACAUACGUAGCGGUAGAAUCAUUAUUGAGGAAAACAAUAAAAGUAUAGAUGAAGAAAAAAUCAAAAUGUGUGAGGAAAAACUUAGUCAUGUAUCUAGCAACGUUGUUGAAGUUCUUAUGAUGUUGAAAAUUAUGACAAUGCUAUUUCAAAUUGAAAAGGCUGCAAAAUAUUUGCAAUUUGAUGUUCAUCGUGGAAUAAUAUUACGGAAAGAAGAUAUUGCUAAAUUAGGAACUAAUCAAAUUCAAAUUUUAUAUUUAAAAUUCCAAGAAUAUUCCAACUACUAUCUUAUAUGUGGAAUUGUGGAUGGAAAAUUGAAAUACUGGUUGACCACUUUAAUUAAUGUGCCAUCUCCCACAAGAUACAAUAUAGUACAAAUUACUCGGGACACAACACACAAAUUGGGCUCAAUUUAUCCAAUACAAUUAGAUGAACUACUUUUAGACGAAUCCAAGGAAAAAAUAUCUUUAAGAGAAGAAAAGGAUUUUUUGAAAUUAGUAAAAAGUAACACGAGUUAUUCUGAGGAUCAAAAGGAAUUAAUGAAAAGUAUUUCACAGGCACAUGAAGGGCUUGAAGGAGAAAUAAUACUUCUUGCCAAAGUCACUGCACUUUCUCGAAUAUCCUAUCUAGAAAUUGAAUCACAGCUCAAAUCGCACAAUUUAACAUUUUUCAGCUUUAAGCCUAAAAAAAUAUCAAAUUUUAUUGAUUCGAACACAGUUUUAUCAUUGUCAAAGAUUAUACCUAUUUUAAAAUUAAGUAGGUCGCAACUAAUAUCAAAAACCCCUAUGGCCAUUGAUGCAAGCUUUAAAAUUUUUGAUGAUGUUUUGAUAAGAUUUGUGGGCUCCCGUAAGCAAAAUUCAAUUGAUUGCUUGGUCGUUAUGUGCACUCAAAUAAACACAGAUUUUUUGCCUACAAUAAGCGACAAUAUUUUAUUCGAAAAUGUUCAUUAUAAUCAUGUUUCAAAUGUGUUGUCUUUCAGAUAUAGUGAUAAAGAUCUUUAUAUUAAAAGUUUUUUGAAUGAUUGGCAAAGAAUUGUCAUGAUGUGUCAGGCAGCAUCUCAAUUGAGUUCACAAAAAUGGAAGAAUCACAGUAUAGUAAAAUUCGAACCAUUCGAUUUUAAAACUUUCAAAGUUAUAUAUAGUAAAGAUUAUUUUGUUGAAAUAAGUUGGAAAAACAACAAGUAUUCACUUAACUUUGAUGUCAUCAACAAAAAGAAAAUUCGUAAUCCACACAGACGCAUAUCUAUAUUUCUUCAAGAUAUUCUCAAUACUGAUUGUGAAGUUGAACCAUUAAUAACUAUUUUAUUAAAUACUGUAAAAUUAUUAUCUGCUUUAGAUAUCCUUGAAUUUAAAAAUUCAUCGUUAAAAAAUGGCAGCUCUUUAGUGAUUGUUACUCGAUCAUAUAGACAUUUUCGUUUAAUUUGGUCACCUAGGUUGUUGCCAUUUUCAACAGAGCCAUUGGUUAAAUAUGGCUUGGAGGUAGAAAUACAAAAAAAUAAUCAAAUCAUAAUACAUGAUUCUGGGCUGUCAUCUUCACAUUUAAAAUCUACAAAAACUUUGCCUCUAUGGAAAAAUAUUAUUGAGACACUUAUAAACUAUGAUGAUAACAAGGAUAAUGGUCUGACAACGAAUGUUAAUGGUAUAAUUCUACUAGAUAAUGGAUUUAUUCUACCUACUGAUGAAAUAUUUGAAAACUUGAUAAAUUGGUUAGACAAUCAAAUAAGAAAUCUUACGUCAUAA